CUCGAACAACAACAACAUUUUCGUUGUUGGCUUCAAAAGCACAUCGCUUUUGCUUUCGUUUUGCUCUGGAAUCCAGCCAAGCCCACACCAGCAAUCUCCCACGCUUUCCCCCUCUCGGAAAGAAAAGAGAAAAGGAAACUGCAAACCCAAAUCUCUUCUCUCAGAAAUCUCACACUGUUUUUCUGUUUUCUGGGAAACAAAAGUCAGGGAGAAGGUUUUAUUUUUCUCCUUUUUCCUUCUCUGCAAGGUUGUGUAAGAUUUGCAGAGAAACAGUGAUGGCUGCUUAUAGAGCUGAGGACGACUAUGAUUACUUGUUCAAGGUGGUUCUGAUUGGAGAUUCGGGUGUUGGGAAGUCGAAUUUGCUUUCGAGGUUCACGAGAAAUGAGUUCAGUCUUGAAUCCAAGUCUACGAUCGGGGUAGAGUUUGCUACUAGGAGCUUGAACGUCGAUGGGAAAAUCAUCAAAGCUCAGAUUUGGGACACGGCGGGACAAGAAAGGUACCGAGCUAUUACCAGUGCUUACUACCGAGGAGCUGUUGGUGCAUUGCUUGUAUAUGAUGUCACCCGACAUUCCACUUUUGAGAAUGUUGAGAGGUGGUUGAGGGAGUUGAGGGACCACACUGAUCCCAACAUUGUUGUCAUGCUCAUCGGAAACAAGUCUGACCUACGCCAUCUUGUGGCUGUCUCUACUGAGGAUGGGAAAGCCUUUGCUGAGAGGGAGUCGCUCUACUUCAUGGAGACCUCUGCUUUGGAGGCGACCAAUGUGGACAAUGCAUUUGCUGAGGUCCUGACCCAGAUCUACCAUAUUGUGAGCAAGAAAGCAGUGGAGACAGGUGAUGAGGGAGCUGCAACAACCAUCCCCAGCAAAGGAGAGAGAAUAAACGUCGGCAAAGAUGAUGUCUCUGCAUUGAAGAGAGUUGGUUGCUGCUCGACUUGAGGCUUGGAAAACUGAAUGUUCAAUAGAUGUUACUGGGUGUUACUGCAUCCAAUAUUUGUGUAAACCAUGCUUUUGUGUAACAUUUUCAGGAAUAUCAACCAGGAGAAGAGAGCAGGAAAGAAUCUCCUUUAAAACUUAUUAUUUGUUAUAGUGAACAAGCGGGGGAGGUUGACUAGGAAUAGGGUGUUCAUUUAGAUCAUGGGUGGGAGCUCAAAUUUGAAUGAAAUCUGCUUUGGCUAAAUUCUUGUGUAGUAGACCUAUUAUAAAAGGCUAUUGGUUCAUUUGUUCUACUUUUGAUCUGAAACAGGAUCACUUGGGCUACAAGGAUUUAAAUUUAGAAUGGCUAUUGUCUUUAUUGAUUAA
Nelumbo nucifera (sacred lotus) is the source of this 1298-nucleotide messenger RNA. It is a transcript of the gene RABA1D, whose product is annotated as RAB GTPase homolog A1D. The record is from RefSeq and is a predicted model, not a curated record. Lineage: Eukaryota; Viridiplantae; Streptophyta; Magnoliopsida; Proteales; Nelumbonaceae. Gene Ontology annotation, molecular function: GTPase activity; GTP binding.